Centruroides sculpturatus (bark scorpion) is the source of this 810-nucleotide messenger RNA. Its product is annotated as phospholipase A2-like. The coding region runs from base 7 to 729 and encodes 240 amino acids. Gene Ontology annotation, biological process: phospholipid metabolic process; arachidonate secretion. The transcript is spliced from 5 exons. NCBI's taxonomy places the organism in Eukaryota, Metazoa, Arthropoda, Arachnida, Scorpiones, Buthidae. The record is from RefSeq and is a predicted model, not a curated record.
AUUACCAUGGUCUACGCGGAUGCGAGUGUGAUAACAACGUUCUAUAAAGAAGAGAAUGCCAAGAAGAUGGUGGAAGUGAUACGUGUGGAAGGAAUCGUUUCAGAUUGUUAUUUAUACGGCGACAACUGGAUCAUCGAGCAAAUGCUGGACAACGUUCCUAGUAACUUAACUCGAACGGUGUCCGAGGAGGAGUUGAAGAAACGGGUGGAUAAUUGCACUUCGUUGCUCCUGAACAACCUCCAGAAAGGCUUUUAUCACGCGUUGAAGACGCCAUUCGAUGGCAUUCGAAAAUUUUUCCGGAGAUUUUUGAUAUUUCCAGGCACGAAAUGGUGCGGAGCCGGAAACAUCGCGGACGAUUACGAAGAUUUAGGAUCCGCGCGUGAAGCCGAUAAAUGUUGCAGAGUUCACGAUCAUUGCAACGUCAGUAUUUCCGGAUUCGGAGAAGAUUAUCAACUGAAAAAUAAAGAUUUCUACACCAAAAGUCACUGCGAUUGCGACGACACAUUUUUUUCUUGUCUGAGCCGUGCCGAUACUUCGACUUCCAAAACCGUGGGGAAUACAUUCUUCAACAUUUUGCAAAUUGAAUGCUUCAAGGAAGAAUAUCCCAUAGUCAAAUGCUUGAAAACCAGCGGAAUUAGAAGAAGAUGUCUAAAGUACCGGCUAAACAGGAAAAAACCGAAAAAAUAUCAAUUCUUCGAUGCUAAGCCGUUCGAAAAGAAAGAUAAUUGAUGAUAUCUCUACAGAGAAAAUGGAAUUUACAAGAAAAAUAAAAAUUCCAUCGGAUACUUUGAUGGAAUUUUUCCUAUCGAU